Molecule: messenger RNA, 1446 nt
Organism: Drepanopeziza brunnea f. sp. 'multigermtubi' MB_m1
Lineage: Eukaryota; Fungi; Ascomycota; Leotiomycetes; Helotiales; Drepanopezizaceae
Biological process (GO): CENP-A containing chromatin assembly; chromosome segregation
Source: RefSeq, a predicted model, not a curated record
AUGCCAUCCCUCUCGGUGCCAACAUCAUCUGCCCUCUCUUCCACACAACUCGUCCCUGCAACCCACCCCGCCGUCUUCAGAAUCCUCCACCGACUGUCGCGCCCCUCCCUGCUCAACCUCGUGCUCGACUGGCUCGACGAGCGCAACCAGGAGAACUGCGCCCCGCACCUCCUCUCCCCCGAAGGCUUAGAUGGCGAUCUAGAAAUCUACCCACCCGCCUCAUCAGUCUUAGCCCUACGCGAAACCUACACCGAGUUGCAGUCCAAGAAAGGCUCCAAACGCGAUGUCGUGGAUCGCAUAAUCGAGGGCGACUGGCGGGAUGGCAUUUCGCUGUACCAGCUCGCCAUGGCGGAUAUGCAGUAUUUCUAUGACCAUCCUGCCUCCCAGAAAUGGACUGCCCUAAAACUCGUCCGGCUAUCACCUUCUGGAGACAGCAAGCCGCCAUCAGUACCACGCUUCCACCCAGCUACCUUCGUCAAAAAUCUGCAGAGGGAGGUCCUGCCCGAUGUGAAGGCGCACUAUAACUUCGAUCGCCAUGCUACGCUUCCAAUUCUCAUUCUCAGAGUCUUCAUCCUGGAAAGCCCCUAUAACACCAAUCGCGCGUUACACAAGCAGAAACUAUUCGAUUCCAGUAAGACGUUUUACGUAGCGUUCCCGGACUCAAGCCCCCACAUCUAUGUUUCUCUCGCGCCAUCUUCUAUCCCAGGAACGAGCUCAGAUAACAGGAGUCUACGAAGAUUGAUGCUAGAGGGAAUCCCCAAAGCUUUUAGUAAGCCGAGGGACAGGUACAAACUGGAGUCGACCAAUCUGAGUGCGAGGAACCUGGAGGCAUUGGCUGAGAAUAGGGCUGGGGGACGGGGGAAUGCGAGUGCCGGGGGUUGGGGUAUCUAUGCGGGGAUAAAGAAAGGGGACAAUCCGUUGGAUCUGCGGCUCCCUACACCAGAGUCUGAAGACGACGAGGGCAAAGACUUCGAGAUCUCUGGGUUGAAGAGGAAAAGGGUGGAGGACGAGGACGUGGUAAAGAGAAGAAAGCUGCUGGCGAAGUCGAGGUUUGGAAAUUCGGCGCUGCUGGAUGAUGGGAAGGGCAUCGAGCGGCUAGAUAUACAGAUGCAGGAUCAGUUUCCCAGAACCCGGAUUUCUAUUGCUGAGGAUGAAGAGGGCGCAGACGCGAGUCCAGCUCCUCGACAACGACGUGGAAGAAGAAGCACGCUAAAUUUCUCGGCUGACGACGAUGACGACGAGGAUCAGGUUCAGACAGAAGGCUGGCGCCCUGAUGUGCGAGUAACGUUUCAAGGACAUCAUGUUUUCGCUGGGGUGAGGAGAUUGGUUGAAGAGGGUAUUUUGGAUGGAGAGAAAAUGCCCGGGUGGAUGACGGGUGAGGAAGGAGUGAGUCUCGGGGUAGUAAGGGAUGGAAGGAUUAAAGGGUUCAAGGGAAGUGGGGUGUGA